CCGUCGUCGCAGCAAGAACGUUCCAGCAGAAACAUGAAAGUCCUUAUCCUGGCUGUUUGCAGCUUGGCUCUGGUAGCCGCCGAUGUCUCACAUUUGUUCGGUCAUGAACACCAUGAUCACCACGAUCAUCCUGGCUACAACUAUGACCCACCGAGCAUCCCCUUCGACCUGCCCACUCCGGCUCCGGCUUAUCUACCCCCGGAACCUGUGACAGCUCGUGUGGCUCCUGUGACCUUGCCACCUCCAGUUUAUCUGCCUCCUGCGACCGUGAAGCCAGUGGUUCCGAUUGUCAGGACCCCGCAGCCAGCUUACCUGCCUCCUCCACCACCAGUUGUGAAGGUCAACCCUCCCAAGCCCGCCUAUCUGCCUCCUCCACCACCAGUGGUGAAGGUCAACCCACCGAAGCCCGCGUAUCUGCCUCCUCCACCACCAGUGGUCAAGGUCAACCCACCCAAGCCCGCCUAUCUGCCACCCCCACCACCAGUUGUGAAGGUCAACCCACCCAAGCCCGCUUACCUGCCUCCUCCACCACCAGUGGUGAAGGUCAACCCACCCAAGCCCGCCUAUCUGCCUCCUCCACCACCGGUGGUCAAGGUCAACCCACCCAAGCCCGCCUAUCUGCCUCCUCCACCACCGGUGGUCAAGGUCAACCCACCCAAGCCCGCCUAUCUGCCCCCUGCACCCGUGGUGGAGGAGCCCCGCUAUGUGGCACCUGUCGUAGUGCCCACCUUCAAGAUCCCCAUCCCAUCGUACGCCGCUCCCCUGGAGGAACCCGUCAGCACCUAUCUGCCGCCCCAGGAGAUCGUGGAGCCAAAGGAUGAUGGAUACCACUAUGAUCCCCCAGCCGAACCGUUCCUUUUCUAAAUAUCACCCAUCCUCAGCCAUUUAUUAAUUGUUGUCCUCGAAUGUCACGUGUAUUUACCUAUAGUUAUUUAUUGUUUACCCAGCUCAGCCUGCACUAAAAACGAAAUAAAGCUUAGC
Messenger RNA from Drosophila suzukii, 981 nucleotides. RefSeq lists its product as uncharacterized. NCBI's taxonomy places the organism in Eukaryota, Metazoa, Arthropoda, Insecta, Diptera, Drosophilidae. The record is from RefSeq and is a predicted model, not a curated record.